Molecule: messenger RNA, 2145 nt
Organism: Syzygium oleosum
Lineage: Eukaryota; Viridiplantae; Streptophyta; Magnoliopsida; Myrtales; Myrtaceae
Exons: 8
Coding region: 725-1609 (294 amino acids)
Source: RefSeq, a predicted model, not a curated record
AAACCCUCGUGAGAAUGUGGAAACUUGCCUAAAUAUAUACACAUAGUUUAUCAUAUCUUUUAACCUUUUUUCGUACAUUGAAUCUGAUAUGCCUAAUCUAUCUUUGGUGUAUGACCAAGCAUUCCGAGUGGGCUUCAGCUCGAGUUUGUAGCUUUUUCAUUUUCCAGCGGGAUGAACUUUUCCGCCCGAGGCUAAAGUGUUUACCACGCCAUCUCAUGUAUUCGCCGAGUUGCAAAAAGGGGAAGAUUUUUACGAGUCCGACAUUUCGUCACACCUUUCAAUCGAUCAGAGAAGGAGCAUUCGAACAAAAUAUGAUUCCUUGUUUCGAAAGCUAAAGACUCUUUCAACGUCGACCAUUCGGUCCCAUUCGUCCGGAAAAAAAGUAGAGCCACAGAUGCUGAACCAAAACCAGCAGACGUAUGCGUGUUUGGACAGAACCAAACAAUUUUCAUGCGAAUCAACUUUCAGACAUGCUAGUUCAGUAGUUCCCUCACACUGGAGUGGCGAUGGUGGCGCUUUUCGGCUUUUGCUUGGCGACUCUUCUUCAUCUACAAGCCCAUGCAUGCAUCGUCUAACUUGGACCAGUUUUCCUGAGCUUGUUAGCAUUGGCCCAUGAUUUCAACCAGUGUUUUGGGCUUGGCCCAGCCAUUCUCUGCUCUCUCUGUGCUCUCUCUCUCUGUGUCUCAUUGCGAGUUGGGUUCACUCUCACUGUGGUCUUUUCGCCAUGAAUCUCCUGAGAAUUCACCAUGACCGCACUCCCCUCCUCCUGCACCGCACCGCCCCUCGUCACCCCCGUCUUCCCUCGCCUCCACUUCCUCGGCCACCCAGGUUGCGCUCGCGCCCCGUCUCCACCUCCUUGUCGCUCUCCGCAAUCUGCAGCUUCAGAGCUCGCGGCGUCUCGAAACGCGCCGCGCCGGCGUACGGCGAUGAGAAGGGCGAGAGCCUCGACGGCGAGGCCGUGGAGAUGGAGGAGGACUUGUCGGUCGACGGCGUCGUGUACCAGAACACGUUGAGACUGGUGGAAUGCUCCAUGUUGGCGGCGCUCUCCGGCUUGGUGUACUUCCUCAGCAAUUCGCUCUCGAUUGAGAAUUACUUUGGUUGCUUUUUCGGAUUGCCAAUAGUAAUCUCCUCUAUGAGAUGGAGCAUUGCAGCUGGGAGGAAAACUAUGGUUGCGACAGCUGUGCUGUUACUUGUCCUCUCUGGUCCACUGAAAGCAUUAACUUAUCUGCUUAUGCACGGGUUACUUGGUUUGACAAUCGGUUCUUUAUGGAGGUUGGGAGCCAGUUGGGGUGCUUCAAUCUUCAUCUGCACACUUGUUCGAGCGCUGUGUGCCAUGGGUUAUGUUUUGAUAUCCUCAUUCUUAAUAAGAGAAAAUAUACUUGAUCUUAUCACCAUAAACCUUCAUGCUUCCAUUUCCUUCUUGUUCACUGCUUCAGGCAUCAACACAGUUCCAUCAAUGAAUCUAAUAUAUACAAUAUUUGGAGGCGUGCUUCUGCUGAACUCCAUAUUUCUAGUUUUCCUGCUACACCUACUGUACUCGGUGUUCCUUACGAGGCUUGGAAUGAGAACUUCGCUUAAACUUCCAAGAUGGCUGGAGAAGGCAUUAUAGAGUUGUUACAUCUAUUUUUUUGUUUGGGUCAAAUACAUUAACUGUUGUCUGAUAUCGAGGGGAACAGAUGCCAACUGACAAGUACACAUAAUGAGAGCCCGACGCUCUCGCAAUCACCUCUGCAAGCAGCAGCAUCUCCUCAUCCGCUAUUAAUGGUCUCCACCAGGUUGGCGUUCUCCAUAUUGCCCUGGUGCCAGUACCUCGGUGCGUUGAUUUGGAAACAUGAGAAGAAAUUAUAUACUGGCCAGUGGACUGGGCUCGAAGUUGCUGACCCUCCAAAGGAUGCAGGUGCAAUAGUAUGGACGCAUUCAUAUUGUCUGCAAACUCCUUUCCUGCAAUGCUAGAUAGUACUUCGUUUAAGAUCAAGAUUGCACGAGACUCUUGACAAGCUGUUGAUAUCAUGUAUAAGUUGGAAAAGUUCUCAUAGGUGUCUUAUAUCAUAGUCAGCUUUACAUAAAGUGCCCAGAACAAAAAUCAACAUAUCGAAUUGUAAAUGGCUCUAGGAGGAAUGUUUUUCUCCUCCUUUUCAUCAUAAA